AUGAACACGAGAACUAUAGUUGAGGGGUCUCCAUGCAUUUUUACCACUCCCUCCCCUCUCCCAUUUCUCUUCGUGAGAUCUCUCUCUUUCUCUCUCUCUCUCUCCUCUUCAUUUCUCCUCACUCUCUCUCUCUCUCUCUCUCUCUCUCUCUCUCUCUCUCUCUCCUCGGAGGCGAUGACCGAGGAUGCCUCGGAACCCUCGCCGCCACCCUCCGCCGCCGUGGGCGGCGGCGGCGGAGGAGGAGGAGGCGGUGGCGCCCUCUUCCGGCCCCGCCGCGAGCCCUUCGAGCACGGUCUCCUCCCAAUCCCGAAGCUCGUACUCUCCGACGGAACCCUAAUCCUAACCCUCGCCCCGCUCAAGGAUCGCCUCCUCCAGCGGCCGAUCCCCGACCCCCACCGCGUCGACGCCCCCGCGCUCGCCGACGCGCUCCAGAUCCCGCUCGACCACGCCCGCCUCGCCCUCGACACCCUCGCCGCCGUCCUCCCCGCCGCGGACCCCGCCAUCGCCGACGGCGCCGGCGCCGCCGACGUCCGCGACCUCCUCCUCUUCCUCUACAUCCAGUCCUACAAGCGCCUCGUCCCCCGGGGGCACAAGGACUCCGUCGCCGUCGCCGAUGUGUGGCCCCAUGCCUCCGCUUUCGACGGCUACCUCUCCGCCCUCUCCCCGAUCCAGCUUGUCCGGAGCAACAGCCGUCGUUUUAUGCCUUCACAAGCAGACGAAGAAGCUCAUCAAUUAUCAUAUCUGCAAAAGCAUAUGGCUAACAUACUUACUCUUUUGUCCGAUUCUGUUGAAGGCGAGGGUGAAGAUUCUCUGGUAUUGACGGCGGAAAGUUUUGAACAUCUCAGUUUCCUUAUUCAGUUCUCUGAAGGUAUUCCUUUGAGUCAGGCAGCCGCUUUUUUUGCGAAUUCUGAUCCUGACAUGCCUGCUGCUCCUGUCCCUGCUGCCCAAGUUCAUGAAUGGGUUUUGCAAAAUAUUGCUGCUUCAUUGGAGAAUAUAACUGAAAAGGUCUCAACUAAAGAGAAUGGCUCGCAAAGUGCUUCAGAUUUGGAUGUGACUAUGGCUGAUGCGACCGCAAGUAAUACAAGAAUCCAGAGCAGUAGCUCUCCAGCAGCUAUGUCUAUGCCUAAUAAUCCUGCAUAUUUACGGAAUCAAACCUUUGUGGAGGGUAUCGCUAAAGCUUCUUUGGUCAAGCAGGCAGGCGAUCUUAAGGGACAUUCUGUAAAGGUUUUAAACUGCCAUGACUCCGUGAUCUACAUACUAGCACCUUUGAAGUAUGCUACUGUCUAUGGGUGUUCUGAUGCAACUAUUAUCCUUUGUGCCAUUGGUAAGGCUGUUAAAAUUGAGCAUUGUGAAAGGGUGCAGAUUAUCACAGCUGCAAAACGCAUCUGUAUUGCCAACUGCCGCGAGUGUUGUUUUUUCUUGGGCAUAAAUCACCAACCUCUUAUUGUGGGGGAUAAUCAUAAACUGCAAGUGGCACCGUUCAAUACUUACUAUGCACAAUUGGGGGAGCACAUGGCUCAAGUUGGUGUGGAUCCGACCAUCAACAAAUGGGACCAGCCAUUUGUAUUGGGAGCGGUCGAUCCUCAUGAUUCGCUAUCUCACCCUGCAGGGGUUUCCGAUGCUCAAGCCGAGUCCGCCACCAGUCUUGAUCCUGAUCUAUUUACCAACUUCGUGAUCCCUAGCUGGUUCGGAGCUGAAUCAUCAUCAGAGCCGACAAAAUACAACCCAUUUCCAUUGCCUGAAAUAUACUGGGCAUCCCAAAAGAAAAAGCAUGCGAUUUUGGAUGAUAUCCAACAAACAAUACGGGAGCUGCAACUUGAUGAGAACCGGAAAAGGGAUUUAGCAUGCGCCCUUCAUGUGCAUUUCAGAGACUGGUUAUACGCCUCUGGCAAUAUACGCCAGCUUUAUUGUCUUCAAGGUGAUUGAACUAACGACACAUUAAUCCGGUAACUGUAACUCCACACCUUCAGUGUUGUGUAAACUAUUAUAAGAGUCUGAUCUCUCUGCCAUUCCGCCGCUUCCCGCGUCCGAAAUUCACAUUCAAUUACAUUUCCGAGGGUACUUCUUUGUAUCUUACCAAUUGGAUGCUGUGCUCUUUUCUUAUCUGUAGCGGUUUUUCAAGGAAGAAAAUGUGAAUAUUCACACACUAUUUUUUGUAGUUUUUAUUCCCUUUUUUUUCUCUUUUCGUGCCGAUUCGAAUUAUGAGGUGGUGGGGGAGGUUGCGCUUGAUUUUGUUCGCUACUAAAAAAAUAAAUUUAUUACAAUUGCUGAUUGCCUCUUUCAUCCGAUCUUUCA
Ananas comosus (pineapple) is the source of this 2295-nucleotide messenger RNA. RefSeq names its product TBCC domain-containing protein 1-like. NCBI's taxonomy places the organism in Eukaryota, Viridiplantae, Streptophyta, Magnoliopsida, Poales, Bromeliaceae. The coding region runs from base 1 to 1926 and encodes 641 amino acids. The record is from RefSeq and is a predicted model, not a curated record. The transcript has 10 exons.